Syngnathus acus (greater pipefish) is the source of this 2912-nucleotide messenger RNA. RefSeq lists its product as uncharacterized. Bases 108 to 1241 code for a protein of 377 amino acids. The record is from RefSeq and is a predicted model, not a curated record. Lineage: Eukaryota; Metazoa; Chordata; Actinopteri; Syngnathiformes; Syngnathidae. The transcript has 11 exons.
UUGAAACCAGGAAACGACUGGUUCAUUGACUUCACGAUUCGUCUUUAUUUCAUUUUCUUCACUCCGCGUAUCUGUCGUCUGCUUAGAUUUAUAUAACUAUAUUUAAGAUGAAGAAAAAACCCGACGCUAAACCCGGUGCUGCUAGAAAGGAAGCAGAAAAGGAAGGACAACACAGCAAAGCAGAGGUUAAAAGCCAACCUUCUCAAAGCUCUUUGCUCAUGAACAUUGGAAAGUGUUUGCUUUUAAUCAUCAUCAUCCCGCCAUUCCUGAACUAUGCAUCGCUGCAAAGAGAAGGACAGAUGCUGCUGCCAAAAGAUGGCCAGAUUGUAGAUGUCGGCUUGGGUCAACAGAUGCAUCUCUUGUGUAAAGGACAGGGAAAACCAGUUGUUAUACUAGAUGCACCCACUGGAAUGUCCUCAGACAUUUGGUUUUAUGUCCAAGAGAGUGUUGCCACGUUAACAAAGGUCUGUACCUAUGACCGAAUGGGAUUGGGUUUUAGCAAGCGUCUGAUGCAGAAUGAAACCAUGGGAACUGAGAAAGUUUGGGGCGUUUCUACAACUGGACGGAUGGUGGACGAUCUGCACCGCUUGCUGCUUGCCGCCGGAAUUGCCAUGCCUUUGAUAUUGGUUGGCUCAGAGAUUGGCACGCUCAACAGCAGGUUCUACAGUCACAUACAUGAUGCGCAAGUAACAGACCUGGUGUUGAUAGAUCCUAUUCCAGAAGACAUUUUUGAAGAGGAGCAGUGGAAAGACCACUGGUAUGGUAAGCUGCUGCCAUCCCUUCAAGCCAAGCAGUUUUCAGCAGCUUCCGGGCUGAGCCGCUUGCUGAUUAUCCUGGGAGCCAUUGAACCAACUAUCAAAGAAAAUGUCUCAGAGGAGAUCAUCCAGAGGCAGAAAUACCUUUUAAGUAACCCUGCCCAUCAGAGUAGUGCUGUGGAUGAACAUUACUUUCUGAAUGAAAGUGCAGCUCAAGUAAGGGACAUUACACGAUAUAAGCCCCUCUCAAGCAGGACCUCUGUAAGUGUGAUCACUGGGGAUUCCUUUGACCAGCAAAUCCCAAAUCACCUAAAUCAAAUGGUAUCUAAGCUUCAAAAGAAGUUUCUGGAGGAGUCCUACCCAUCAGUCGAUCACGUUCACAUAAAAGGAGUAGACCGUCGAAUGAUCUACAAGAAGCCAUCUGCCAUCAGCCAGUACCUCAAGAAGCUAGUCAGCCAGCGACAAGCCAAACAGCACAGCCACUGACCCACGGCCAAGAUAUAAAUAUAAAAGAAACUGUAUAAAAUGUUGUAUAAUUACCAUGGAAAACAUUCAAGAUAUCUUUUUGCUUCCCCCUCCAGCAUAAUGUCCAGAUUAUCUACAAGACCAGUGAAGAUUGUCAUGUAGUCAGUUUUACAUUUUUUCUUUCACCCCCACAACUACUUUUGCUGUGUUGCGAGCUUCAGUUGGGGAUAACUGGAGGGUAUUCAGUUUGAUAAAAUAUUUGCUGUCUUCAUUGGACUCAGGAAAUCUUAUCAUCUGUUGUUAUUUCGGCCCCUGAUUGGCCAAUACCAGAAAUAAGCAUUUGCUUCUUAUCAUUGAAAUGGCCACACACUUCAUUGCUCAACCUGAUAUUUUGACAUCAUGCAGUUGUGUUAAUAUGCUCAAAUGUAAUAACCAUAGGCUAAAGUAUAUACAGCGGAUACAUUAAGUCUAGACACGUUUUCAAAUGCCAGGUUAAAAGAUUAGAUGCAGACAAAUCAUUUUAAAACUUUCCACCAUUGUGAUCCAGAGCCUGUACAACAGAAUCCCCCCCUAAGGACAAGAGAUAUAACGGUUAAAGUUGCAGUUGCAGAAGUGUACACACCCUUUUAAAACUGGAUGUGAUUUGCUCAGAAACAACUAAAGACAUUAAAACUUGUGUUAAAUUAGUCAGCACACACCUGCUACCAUUUAAAGUGGCAUUGAUAAAUCUCAAAUAAAGCCAAGAUUUUCUAGUAAAAACCAACAAACACCUGAAAUCUCACAAAGGUACGUGAAAAAUUUGUUACGGUUCAAUGGGAAAAGCCUACAGGAACAUUUGAACUAUUUAGGGUUAAUCGGAGGCACUCUAAAUGGGUGUGCUGACUCCCAUUCAAGAUGAUUUUGUCUGCCACAUUCACAGUUAUAAGAGACACUUGUCCAGCAACAUUAUCUGUUUCCCUUGUCCUUGUAAAAGAUUUGUUUUCAUUGAGUUGUACAGCUUACAGCUCACAUAAAUGGUGGAAACAGUUUUUACAUACUUUUCUUGAUUUGAUAAUAUGAUGCCACAAAAAUAUGGCAUUGCAAUAGGGGUGUGCAGACUUUUAUAACACUGAAUUCCUUUUUAUCGUUUCCAUUAAUUUUUGCCAUCUUUCAGUUCAUUAGAAUUAAAUCAGAUGGCAGCCAGACACAUACUUCCGAGAUGGAUAAUUGCAUUCACUAAUUUAACAGAAUAAAUAUUGUGAAUUUUUGUACUGCAAUUCUUUUGUUUACAAUUUAAGAUGUAAAUGAACUUAUUGCAAACAAAAGCUUGAAUGUGUGAAAAAAAGCAGACAUCAGUAGUUCAUCCUGAGGAUUUAAGUUUAAUUAUGACACCACAUCAAAAUAAAAAUUUCCAACAGAUUUGGAAUUUAAUUCCAUCCAUAUACAUGCAUAGCAACAACAUUUUAAGAAACAUGUUCUCCCAUUAUCAGGACACUGGAAUGAUAAUCAGUAUUCCCACUGACCUCCCACCCUUCUCGUUUGUUAGCAAUAAACAUAAUUCUUUUUUUUUUCUGCCCCAGUGGGGUUACAAAUAAUUAUAUGCACAGUCCCCAUUUCAUAAUACUGCUUUCAGUAAUGUUCCCUCAUUUACAAAGUAUUGCAUUGAGAGCAAAUUUUCAAAAAGGGAGACCAAAGUGUAUCAUUAAACAGAAA